AACACUCUCAUAAUGGAAUGUUCCUAGUGUUAGAAAACCAAUAAAAACUUGUUGUACCACGUAAUGUAGGUUGUGUUCGGUUCGAUCGCCUAAGUAGCCGGUUGGGCGACUGAAUUGAAUGUUAGGUUAACGAAAUUUCCUUCACAUCGCGAGCUGUAACAAGGAAGUGACUGUGGAUCUCUAUCCGGAUUAUCGCGAUCUACAGCAUCAGCGACGAAGACGACGAACAGCGAUAGGAAAGUGUGGUAGACAUAGUUCGCCCCUAACCUUACUGCUGAGGGCUGCAGCGUUUGUGGUUUGCGAAAACUGAUUUCCAGAAACCACGUGCAAUAGAAGAAACUGCUUUGUGUAAAUCUGUGCAAGCUGCAAGCCAUUUGCUGUGACCCAUCGAAGCUCUGCACAACGCUGAAGCAAAGACCACGAUGGACGUGGGCAAGUUGUUUGAUGACCUCGAGUCGAACAACCCGGAACGGGUCGAUGAGGUUAAACGCAAGUUUCAGGAGAUAUUUACCUCCACAAAAGAAUCAUGGCUGGCGUACAAUAUGAUGGAGUACUUUGGCCAGACGUCUUCGGUGCGAAUAGUUGACAUUUUGGUGAAGGUUCAGCAGCCGCACGAUAAGUACAUUUUCGACAAACUUUCGGAGUGGAUUCGCAGUGGAGGCACGAAGGUACUCGGACUUACUCUGUUUGGACACAUUAUUCAGAAGCGUCCGCUAUGGCUAUACAAAGUCGGCAACCAUCAGUUGGUAAAAGACGUAUUGAAGCUAUCGAAGCUGGAAAAGGACAUUACGUCCCUGAUCAAUGCGGUACUCUGCAUUAUCGAUUUGCUGCCGGUCAUACCACUGGCAAUGGGCAGCUUCGUGCAGGAUCUUUUCGACGUGUUCAACUAUCUUGCCACAUGGAAACAGAAUGAAGCUCAGCUGCCCGAAUAUCAGUUGAUUCACCUGCAGUUCGGUUUGUACGAGCUGUUCACGCGGUUGUAUGGCAUGUAUCCGUGCAAUUUUGUUGCCUUUUUGAAGCAAGAGUAUGCAUCAGGUGGACGGCAGGCCGUGUUUCAGCACACGAUAAAACCCCUGCUCGAUACGGUAAAAAUUCAUCCACGGUUGGUGCUCUCCGAUCGAGAUAGUGAAACGAGUCAACAGCGCUGGAAAAACAUGGAGCCACACGAUGUGGUAAACGAGUGUUCGCGGAUGUCGUUGGAGACUCAAGAUCCACAGCCGCUCGAUUCGCAGUCGCAGUUGAUGGCAUCGGGUAAUAGCGAGUGUCCAUGUUACAUGACACCGAUUAAACCGUACGAAUACACCGCGGGUGGUGCGCUUGAGUUCCCUUGGAAGGCGAACGUGAAUUUCUUCGAUACUCUUUCGCUUGAUCAGCAAUUAUGGACGAUCACGGCACAAAACUCGUUCUGGUCGCCAAACAACAAUCUAAUGCAACCAACACCACCGCCAACUAGCACCGUACCGCACACCCCAAUACCGACACCAAACUAUACGAUCCCACAGCAUCCGGCCCCGCUGCCUCCUGCAGCGGACGGUGCAUCGCCACCUGAAGCGGCAGUAGAAGCCACACCCGAAACGACUCCAAUGAAGGACCUUAAAGUGGCCCCAAGCCGCGCCUAUCCGACGACAGUAAAACCCCUUACGGCCCGUGCCAUCUGGACUCCGUCGCAGCCUGCGUCGCCAGUAAAGAAGGACCCGGCUGGUCAGUCACAUUUCAAUUACGAUUUUCCGCUCACGGUUGUUACUUCGAAGAAGUUAUUGCGGGUACUGAACGAUCGCAAUCAGUCGAUACUGCAGCUUUCUAAUACAAACACCACGGCUACAGUAGCCACCACGGCGACCACAACGGCAACUUCGACUACUAGCAACAGUGUCCCGUCUAGCCCACUACCCAUCGAUCAGCCACCGCAACUACAGCAACUCGCUGCGACACCUCACAUCAAUCGCAAUGAGUCGCCCAUGGUACCAAUAGUCGGUGCGGGUGGCCCACGUACUAACGAUCUUAGCCAAGAGGAUCAGGAAGUAAACGACAUCAACGCCCCACAUAUGCAUCACUCUCAGUCCCUCCCGGUCGGCACGGCCGUACCAAUACGCGAUUUGUGCGGAGAUGACGAUCAUGACCAGGGCGAAGGUUCUCCUUGUUCAGCUGGAGGAUUGCAUUUUAAGAACUCCCAGUCGGUCAUCAACUAUACGCGUCGGCGUCUGCACAGUCACUGCUUGGUUGACUCGGACCCUUACUACAGCACCGGGACCUCUCCCGCCGACGCUAGUGGCAAUUUUAUGCGGAACGGUUCCACCAUGGCCACACAGCUAGUUGCAGUGACAUCAACUUCGCCGUGUAGCGCGUUUGUUGGCGAUGGUGAUAACGGGUUCCAGCACCAGGUUCCGGUUCAGGUCUGCCAGCCGCAGCAACCCCAACAACUUAAUCACUACCACCAUCAGUGCCACCAUCACAUCCAUCUGCACCAACACCAGCAGCAUAAUUACCAUAAUCACCAUCAUCAUCAUGGUGUAUAUGAACAGGGCCAGCGACGCCACUCGCUGCCAGACCUGAAACAUUACACACUAAAGGUGGAACCAAAGUUACUGCUAGGUUUGAUCGCCAAGCAGCGCCAAUCAACCCUUGUCAGCGGUCGUGAUCAGUCAAAUGCCGAAGCGAAUGGCGGCGGUGGUGCAGGAAUAGCAAGCUCCUCGACGGACGGUAGCAAUGCCGACAGUAGCCCUUCGGAGGAGGAAGCCAUUUCGGCGGCGACUCAUUUUCACAGGAAGCAAGAGCAACGAUCCAACGAGGAACAAUUGGCACGCAAUCAGCAUCUCUUUCAGCAGCUCCGGUCUAAUCUGGUGCCCGUUACGCCGACCAAUCUUUACCAUCAUCACCAUCCGCCCCCGUCGCUUCGUCACCAAACAGCUUCACAGUUUCAGGGGUCAACAUCGGUAGGGGUCUCACGCCUUGCUGCCCGGGCUACGGAUCGCCAGGAAAUAACUCCGUACGGUGCAAGCAGCACACAAGAAAGGACUUCCACAGCAACACAGACGGUGAUUAGUUGGCCGCAACCGUACGAACAGAUAUUCUACGGUAUACUGCAGGAAGAGUUGCGCUUUAAGAACAACGCGUCCCAGCAGCAGAACGAUCAGCAAACGCAGCGAUACGGCGGUCGAACGGACCCUUACGUGCUGCUCGAUCAGUACAUUGAAAUGUGUGCCAAAAAGCGUGCCACACUAACCGAGAGUGCCGCAGCCGGGGGUCGUUUGCCUGAAUCUUACUAUCAGGAUCACAUUCGAUUGCUUCAUCUGCAGCUGCAGUACGAGCGGCAUCGUCGCGAAAUACAUGCCGAGCGCAAUCGACGACUGCUAGGCAAGAGCCGCAAAAUCCGUGCUCUCGAGCAAAAUAACGAAGCCCUGAAAGAUCAGGUAGCCCGGUUAACGAAGGAAAUCGCUUCAUUGAACGCAGAGCUCAGUACGGUCCGGCGAAAGACGAACGUCGAGCUGCAGGAAACGUCGCGUGAGUGCGUGCGCUGGAAGGAGGCACUAUACGUGGAGCAGGAACGCGGCAAGGAACUGACGCUGAAGAUUGAAGCUCUGCAAGUUGCGAUAGAUGACGAAACGCGACAGCGGCGUGGCGUUGGCGCCCAUCUCGAGCAGGUGCAGGGCGACCUGUUCGAUUUGCAGAGCGAAUUGCGACAGGCACUCGGGAAAGCCGACCUUGGGCAGCAGUAUCGUGAUGAGCUAACACGGCUGCAAUCGGAGCUCAUUAUGAUGGGUGAGGUGCAGCUCCGAACUAAAGAAAAGCUAUCCGAGUUGGAUCGAUUACGUGCCCGGGAAGCGGAAAUAGCGCUUAUGAAAACAAACUACCACGAAGAGUGGAAAGAACUGAAGUUUGCGUUGCAGCAAAAGUCGGCACUGCUCGACACAGCCAAAGAGCGACAAGCAGAAUUGGAGCAACAGCUUAUAAAGCGUGAAGAAACGAUCACCCACCAGAAGCGCACGCUUAAAACAGUCAAAGAAGAAUACCAGGAAAAGUUUAAGGCAUUGGAGAAUAAGUACGAAUCACAAAAAGCAAUCAUUAUUCGAAUGGAGGACAGCAUUGAGGAACUACGGGAGAACAACUGUGCGGCGAAAUCACCGGAUUCCGAUCGAACAGAUGCUGUCGGUUCGCUAGACCAUACCUCACCGCUAUCGAUUUCUUUGGCCUCCAGCGAGGGUUUGUCGGAAAUCCGUAACCUUUCGGCUCUGGUUGCUCCGAAUUCGGCAGGCCUUGGAGCUCAGAUGAGUGGUGGGAAUGUACUGUCCAGCAUGCUUAACAGCACUGUCAGCAGCACAGAUCAUCAUGACUUGAACCACCCAAUACCGAUGACCAGUGGCCAUGCCGUCGGUGGCAGCGGUCCGCCGAGUGGUAACUUAAGGCCGGAUCCAUAACAUUGUCCUGAAACACAGGUUCGCCGAGGACUUUGGUUUUGUUUGAGAUAAACACCGGCGGCGACAGAGUAAGUUGUUACCGUGACGGUCAUUGAUCAUCUCUCGUCGAUCGAUCGUCCUUUGCAUUGGUUUUUUUUGUUGGAACGUUUUGCGUUAAGGUGUUGCUUUUGUUGAUAGUUUUCAAUGGGACAGAGGCUAUAAACGCCCUUAGACGAUUGCAACCAGUUUUUGUGUGCGCUGCGAUUACUCGGCCCGGAGGGUUACAUUGGCCGGCUUAUCCUCACUUUUGCUGUGGUUUAUUGUAGGCAAACGAUUGUUUUUCAAAGCAAAUGUGGCAUGGCGGAUACACGAAUGGCCUAUUAAUAUUAACAGCGGCAGUCAACAGUGAUGGAGAUGAUAGUUAUAGUUCGUCUGUUUGCUCGAUCUGUUCGUUCGUUCAACAUUUCGGUUCGAAAUUUCAGAAAAAGGUUUUAGUAAAGAAAGGGUUUUAGUAAAAUGUCAGAAUAACAUUAAACAGAGGACAAAAUAACAUUUAAAAGAACAACAAAUAUAUAUGAGCACGUAAAUGUAUGUACACUAGGGUUUAGCAUACUUUUGGCAAGUACACGGUGGCAUUCAAAACAGGAGAAAGCGGGGCAAAAAUGCUAAUACACCUAUGUUCAUUGGAAUGCUGCGAAGAAGAAGCGAUCGAAAUCAUUCUUUAUGAGACUGGAAUUCUCGAACGAGAAACAUUUUAUUUAUGUUUACAUGAAGAAUGAAGAAAAUCACAUCUACGAACAUUAGAACGGAAUUAACAAAACACAACAAGAACGAGGAUACAAGAAAGAGAUGAAGUAAAAGAAUCUAAAUUUAAAUGCGAUAAAUUGAUUGAAUUGAGGAAUCGGUAAUGUUAGCGGGAUCCCUGGAUACACGGGUAAAACUUAUGAAACGAGGGCUCGUGCGAAAAAUGUUUACCACAAUAAUGAACAAUAAAGAUUGAGGAU
Messenger RNA from Anopheles bellator, 5398 nucleotides. It is a transcript of the gene Tsc1, whose product is annotated as hamartin. Gene Ontology annotation, biological process: negative regulation of cell population proliferation; regulation of cell cycle; negative regulation of TOR signaling. The transcript is spliced from 6 exons. Gene Ontology annotation, cellular component: TSC1-TSC2 complex. The record is from RefSeq and is a predicted model, not a curated record. The coding region runs from base 423 to 4415 and encodes 1330 amino acids. NCBI's taxonomy places the organism in Eukaryota, Metazoa, Arthropoda, Insecta, Diptera, Culicidae.